Molecule: messenger RNA, 822 nt
Organism: Cucumis melo (muskmelon)
Lineage: Eukaryota; Viridiplantae; Streptophyta; Magnoliopsida; Cucurbitales; Cucurbitaceae
Product: repetitive proline-rich cell wall protein 1-like
Exons: 1
Coding region: 1-822 (273 amino acids)
Source: RefSeq, a predicted model, not a curated record
AUGUCUUCUUCCAACUAUUUUUUAGCUUUACUUCUUGCACUACUCUCGGUGGUCCUCACCAAGCCGGUCCUCGCCGAUUACAUCUUCAAUCCUGAAAUUCCACAUCCACCGUUCUUUCCUAUUUACGAGCCACCAAAGCCUCCGGCAGUUCCCAUUUAUGAGCCACCAAAGCCUCCAGUAGUUCCAAUUUACAAGCCACCAAAACCUCCAGUUGCUCCAAUUUACAAGCCACCUAAGCCUCCAGUUGCUCCAAUUUACAAGCCACCUAAACCUCCUGUUGCUCCAAUUUACAAGCCACCCAAGCCACCAAAGCCGCCGGUGGGUCCAAUUUACAAGCCACCAAAACCUCCGGUAGUUCCAAUUUACAAGCCACCUACGCCUCCAGUUACUCCAAUUUACAAGCCACCUAAACCUCCUACUGCUCCAAUUUACAAGCCGCCAAAGCCACCAGUAGGUCCAAUUUACAAGCCACCUAAACCACCAAAGUCGCCGGUGGGUCCAAUUCACAAGCCACCAAAGCCUCCUGUGGUUCCAAUUUACAAGCCACCUAAGCCUCCGGUUGUUCCAAUUUACAAGCCUCCAAAGCCUCCAGUUGCUCCAGUCUACAAGCCACCGAAUCCUCCAGUAGCUCCCGUUUACAAGCCACCACAUCCCCCAGUUGUUCCAAUUUACAAGCCACCCAAACAGCCAAUCGGUCCAAUUUAUGAACCACCAGAACCUCCGGUAGGUCCCAUACACAAACCGCCGGUGCCAAUUUACAAACCAUACCUACCGCCACCAUAUUCUUACAAUCCUCCGUACAAUCCGCCACCAUCCAACUGA